AUGUUCGCCGGGCAUGCCCACAAGGACGCUGCCGCGCAGGGUUCCCCAGAGGCCCCCGAAGCCGUAGGCCGAUCUGAACCCCUCAAACGAGAGGAGUCGCCCGAGGUAUCCUACCCGGCGGAUCGCAUCUACGACGUCAGCGAGUUUAUGAAGUUCCGAAACUGUCAAAAACCGGUGCCGGAGAACAUCCUUCGCCACGCGCGGGUGUUGUGGAAGCGGAUGCCGGAGAAUAUCACCAGCCUCGCGGAGACGAACAGCCUACGGAGUAACCUCUUUAAGGAUGACGUGACGGCCACCCAUAUGCGGGUGUUGCCUGAUCGCAAGCUGCAUAACGAGGUGCUUGGCAUCCUCGGCAAGGUCACUGAGAAGAACAUGGAGGUGAUGCAGAAGGAGUUGACGGAUUUGCCGAUCCGCCAGUCCACCGAGGCGGAGAUUCGCGACGUGAUUAACGUCUUCUUUGGCAAGUGCACGCGCCCGGAGGAUACGCGGUACACCCCGCUCUACGUGCAGCUCAUCUCCCACCUGAUUUCGACGAUCGGCGACCAAGAAGCGGCAGGUCGGAUGAUUCGUAAGGAGGUGAUGAAUCAAUGCCGAGAUACCUUCAUCAACGCGGCGAACAAGUCGAAACAGCUGGAGGAGCGCAUCGCGAAGCUCUCCGAGGAGGAGGCCGACCUCGAACGCAUGCAAUUCGCCGCCAAACUCAAGGCCAACAUCUACUUCCUAGGGCUUAUGUUCCGAAGCCGCCUCACGAGCGAAACCGUCGUGCGCGCGGUCCUCGACAACCUCCUCUACGGCGACGGCCGCCGGCGUCGGAUCGUGCCGGAUUACUGCAUCAUCCUUUUCAUGGAGCUCCUGCAAACCUGCGGUCCGCAUAUGGAUCGCUCCUUCUACAUCGACCCUUUACCCCGUUACGUCGCCGUUCUGGAGGACUUUAGCCGCACCUACCCGAAGAAACGCAUCCAGUUCUUGCUUCUGAACUUUUUAGAGACCAUUAACAACAACUGGGUCCCUCUGCAUGGUCCGGACGCGCAUCGGGAUACCAGCAGUGUGGCGAGCCCUUCCUCGCCGAUGAGCAACAACCUACCAAACGGAUCGCCCACGGCGAACGCGAUGGCGCCGUUGGCAAAGCCCGUCGCCCCCAUUCCCCCCCCAAGCGUCCUUAUAGAACAACAAAAGAACCGUAUUCCAGAUCGUGGAGAGUUCUGGCGGGUGAUGGAUGACUUCUUCUCCACGAGCGAUGUGGAGGAGAUCAUCUCGGUGAUCGGUCUUAUCCCGCAUGAUGUGUUGGUGGUGUACUGCAGUAAGUGGCUCGGACGCUACAUCACCACCUACCGCUACACGCAGGAGCGCAGUAGGCUUGGGGAGUUGUUUGAGCAGUUGGUGAACCGAAACGCGAUUCCGCCCGGGUUACCCCGUGAGGCCCUCCUGGAUCACGUAAAACAGGCGAUUAAUGAGGACCUUUUUAUAGACCAACCAAAGUACUUCUUCCACUGGGCGGCGGUGAUCAAGAAUGGCAAGUCGGUUUUCCCCCUCUCACUGCACACAACCCUGCUAGAUAUGCUUGUAGAUCACCAUAUGGGGAAGGAGGUUAUUGUGAAAAUGGUUCUCGACGUACAAAAGGCGAUUGAGGAAAGCAGCGGCAAGCCAACAGAGCAGAAGGAUUACCAGGCGCAGGACCGCUUUCGCGUUUUGCAGGCGCUGCUGCGCUACUCGCCCCCGUUGCUGUCGAGGGAUGAGGCCUCAAUGGACGAUGAAGACAUCCUCACUAGUGUUGCGGAAAAGGAUACGGAGACGGCGUUCUUCCAGCUCCUUGGCGAGAGCUACGAGGAAAGCAAAUCCUCAACCGCGCUUUUUGGUACCGCGGAUAUGUUAAGAACUUCGCUUCUUCCUGCCUACCCAUUCAUUUCGGCCCUUUUUACCUUUGUUCGCUUUGAUAUUGAUCAUCUCUGUACCUACUUCAAAGAUGUGAUCCGAAAGAUUUUCGGAACACGGACUAUAGUUAGCUUAUUCGAGGAAGUGUACGUCCAGUGGGUGCAUCUGGAAUGCUCAGAGGUUUAUUACUUUAGCUUUGUGAAAAAGGUUUACACGCUUCUUAACUGCAACAAGAGCGAGUUAGACAAGUUGCGUGAUCGUCUUCGUAAUGAGUAUCACGCGGAAAAGUUUGUGGCUCAGAUGGAUAAGUAUCUUAAGUAA
Molecule: messenger RNA, 2193 nt
Organism: Phytomonas sp. EM1
Lineage: Eukaryota; Euglenozoa; Kinetoplastea; Trypanosomatida; Trypanosomatidae
Source: the annotation of a GenBank genome assembly